AUGAAAUCUUUGAGUAGUGUAGGACUUGGUCUUAGUAUUGUUUUUGGUUGUCUUUUAUUGGCUUUAGUAGCUGAAGUUUACUACUUGUUAUGGUGGAAGAAAAAGAUAAUCCAUAGAGAGAUUGAAAAUGACUAUGGAAAUGGAAACCCUUUGAAAGAGCUUUUCUAUAUGUUUUGUUGGAAAAGGCCAUCGUCAUCAAGUUCUAUGAGACACACAGGUUUUACUCCACCAGAGCUUUGUUCUUCAAUGAGAACAAAUGGCAAUUUUGUCCAUGACCCUCAAGUACAAACCAGCAAAGAGUUUCUAUUCAAGCCCUACGGCGAAGAUUCCGUCGAAGCAGAAUACAUGAUGCAACAUCAUCUUCACGACGACGGCAUUUUAAGUCAUCCGAGAAUUUUGUUCACAAUAGUUGAAGAAUCGAAAGAGGAUUUGGAAUCUGAAGAUAGUAAAUCCAGAUGCGAAAACAAAAAUGGAAAGGAUUCAAGAAGCUUAGGUGAUUUGUUAGAUGUGGAAACACCAUAUUUGACACCGAUUUCAUCUCCACAUUUUUUCACUCCUACUUUCACUCCUAACAUCAAUAUUAGUCCCUAUAAUCAACAUGGAUUCAACCCUCUUUUUGAAUCAACAACCGAUGCAGAGUUCAAUAGAUUAAAGUCAUCCCCUCCUCCGAAAUUCAAGUUCUUACAAGAAGCAGAAGAGAAGCUUAGAAGAAAAAUGCAAGAUGAUAACAACAAUAACAACAACAACAACAACAACAAGGGUUUUAACGGAAGCGAAGUUGACGAUUCUCUCAUUACAAUAGUUGUUGACAAGAAUUACGAAAGAGAGGUUAAUCAUCAAAUUCAUCCACAACAGUACCAUUCAAGCACAUCGCAGGUACUUCCCUUAGCCUCUUGA
This is a messenger RNA of Vicia faba (fava bean), 897 nucleotides long. The record is from the annotation of a GenBank genome assembly. NCBI's taxonomy places the organism in Eukaryota, Viridiplantae, Streptophyta, Magnoliopsida, Fabales, Fabaceae.